UGAUGUGUUGUGCACAGUCUAAAGUCCAUUUUGUUGCUUUGCCCGCAACUUUUGCUUGCCACGAUGGAGGCCAGAUCCAGCUCCUGCCUCUUGGGCGUCCGUCAUCCUUCCAUCUCCCGCCCUCCCUCGUCGGAGCACGAGCACCAAAGGUCCCCGUACUGCCCUUACCUCUGCUCUCCUUUUCUUCUCCUGUUCACCCCUCGUGCCAUAACUGGGCGACCGCCGCUCCCGCCCUACGCCAGGACUGGCGUCCUGCCAUGGCUCCACGCCAAGAUUGUUGAUCCCAUGCUGCAGGUCAUCAGAAGGGGAGCAGAACCCAAGCAACUAGCCUUCUCUGCUGCCCUUGGUAUCACGAUUGGGAUCUUUCCGGUAUGUGGGACAACUGUUAUUCUUGGUGCUGUUGCUGUAGCAGUGUUGGGAAGUCGUUGCAAUGCUGUUACUGUUAUGGUUUUAAAUUUGGCCGCCACUCCAAUUGAGCUAAGCUUGAUCGUCCCUUUCUUGCGUUUGGGGGAAACCAUCACUGGCAGUGGGCACUUCCCCUUGACAGCCAACGCACUGAAGAAUGUUCUCACUGGUCAUGCAUCAAAGGAUGUGCUGCUGAGCAUCGUCAAUGCGAUGCUGGGUUGGCUUAUUGCUGCACCAUUUGUACUUGCCGUGCUGUACGCUGUUUCGUUCCCUUGUUUCAAGGUCCUGGUUAACAGGUUUGGCGGCAUUCCAUCGAGCCCCAGGACCCCACUCAAGGCGGUGUAGGUAGUGUGUAGCAUGCUGAAUGCUCCUGAAAUUGUGUACACCAAAUUCUUUGUGAUGCCGUUGGGUUGAGAUGGGUUCCGGCGUCAUGUUGCUCGGCCAUCCCAGGCACUGGCGAAUAAAUCCGACUUGAGAGGCACGUGUCCUCUAUAAUUCUGUAUGCUGGCUUGGUAAUCAUAUAGUGAGAUGUGUAUUUAUGAAUUUACAAACUCUUCAUGAAUAAAGCCAUGUUUGGAUAAAGGAUUAAAUUUUA
This is a messenger RNA of Zea mays, 1000 nucleotides long. RefSeq names its product cytoplasmic membrane protein. The coding region runs from base 64 to 750 and encodes 228 amino acids. The transcript has 6 exons. NCBI's taxonomy places the organism in Eukaryota, Viridiplantae, Streptophyta, Magnoliopsida, Poales, Poaceae. The record is from RefSeq and is a predicted model, not a curated record. Gene Ontology annotation, cellular component: intracellular membrane-bounded organelle.